UUGGCAGUGAUAAAUAAGUUGUGACAAGUGACAACACAACAAAUUGUUCGAUUCAAGCACCUGAUGGCAAAAUCUUACUAAAAUUUAGUAAAUUAUUAACUGUGAAUUAGAUUGGGACCUAUUAUUAUUUUGUGUUAAACAGAAUGUCGAAAGUUACUUUCAAAAUUACCCUUACUUCGGAUCCCAAGUUGCCUUUUAAAGUGCUAAGUGUGCCAGAGGCAACACCAUUUACAGCGGUGUUAAAGUUCGCUGCUGAGGAGUUCAGGGUGGAGCCGGCGACGAGCGCUAUCAUCACCGAUGAUGGCAUUGGUAUCAACCCUCAACAGACCGCUGGUAAUGUAUUCCUGAAGCAUGGAUCAGAACUAAGGUUAAUUCCACGGGACAGAGUUGGAUUAUACCAUUGGUAAAAUAUGUAAUAUGAUAAAACAUUCCUUUAUGUAUAUGAUUUUUAUUGUACCUAUAUCAUAAAUUAAUGUUGUAUAAUGUUAUAACUGAAAUAAACUGAAUCAGUUAUUGUUUAUUUUAAUGUUAAAAUGAUUUUAAUAAAUAGAUAAUUGUGAGUUGUAUUUAAUACAGCUAUCAUUUUUAUUGUUUUUUUGGUUACAUACUAUUAGUUUGAUACAGACAGCAUCAAAAUUAAUUUUAUUUAUAUAUAUUACAAUGUUUGUACCUUGAUUUUUGUUGAAAUGUUCGAGCUUUUUUUUUUAAUUUCCUUAUUCCUUAUAAUAAAUGUAUUUGUCUCAAAAUUAUUAAAAAAUAAUGCAGUAAUGCAAUCUGAUGUAUGUAUAAGUUUAUAGUUAAGUUUCAUAUUAUUUUAUGACAUCUAUAAGAGGAAUACCUAUUUUGAAAUAAGAAAUAUUCUGCAAAAAAUUAUUAUUUUGAUCAAUAUAAGGACAUACCUUCAAAAUUGUGUGUAUAAAUAAAUCAAAUCAUUUUUCAUAGAUUUGGUUUUAUGAUUUGAAUUUUUACUAUAUCCAAAAAUUCACCAAGUAAACAUUUGAUCAACAUUUUUUACCCUACUAAUAAACAAUGCAGUGAAUUAUUAUUGGGGUAAAUUUUAAUAUGGCAAUACAUUAAUAUACAAGUCGUGUCUAUGACUAUUGAACCGAAACCACUUAUUUAUAUUGUCACAAAUUAAAAAAUAUACAACGCUUAUGUAGAUUAAUUCUGUACGAUUAUGCGCAUAAGGAUAUCAUCCCCACCAUCUGGAUGUGUGGCGGUCCUCCACAGUGCGGUUUACAAGGAGCUUUCUUCCACGUACUACAAAGCUGUGGAAUGAGCUUCCUUGUGCGGUGUUUCCGGGACGAUACGACAUGGGUACCUUCAAAAAAAGCGCGUACACCUUCCUUAAAGGCCGGAAACGCUCCUGUGAUUCCCCUGGUGUUGCAAGAGAAUGUGGGCGGCGGUGAUCACUUAACACCAGGACGCUCGUUUGUCCUCCUAUUCCAAAAAAAAAAUAUUCUGUCUCUUGACUAAAAUUAGGUGCUUUAAUGUGCUGUUAUGUAAACGCGAAUAUAGCUUCACCUCAUUUUGAAUGUAUGUCCUUAAGAAUAAUUGUUCACUUUGGAAUAAUUUAUUUCCGGUUUCGACCGUAUUGCGAUCGGCGUUAAUCUGUCAAACUAUAUCCUUUUGCAAAAUUCAUAAUAUAUUCUUUUUUUAACAUCAAUUGUUUUUAUGUGGAAUUUGAUUAUAUUGUAAAUAAAACAAUAUAAAAAC
Molecule: messenger RNA, 1716 nt
Organism: Leptidea sinapis
Lineage: Eukaryota; Metazoa; Arthropoda; Insecta; Lepidoptera; Pieridae
Gene: Ufm1
Product: ubiquitin-fold modifier 1
Exons: 4
Coding region: 144-407 (87 amino acids)
Biological process (GO): protein K69-linked ufmylation
Cellular component (GO): cytoplasm; nucleus
Source: RefSeq, a predicted model, not a curated record